Molecule: messenger RNA, 2212 nt
Organism: Colius striatus (speckled mousebird)
Lineage: Eukaryota; Metazoa; Chordata; Aves; Coliiformes; Coliidae
Gene: RGS18
Product: regulator of G protein signaling 18
Exons: 5
Coding region: 198-905 (235 amino acids)
Source: RefSeq, a predicted model, not a curated record
CAGUUGCAGUGGCAGUGAAGGUGGAGAACCUCCUUCUUUGCACUGCCUACCCUGGAAGCUGCUCAGCAGCCAACCGCGUCAACACAGCCGGAUACAGCAUGUGAGACCCUCCUGAGCACGGUGGUUACACCAGGUGCAGCUGCUGUAAGGAAGUAAAAGAAACAUUUUCUGAAACUGGGAAGCUGUUGUAGAGGAAGAUGGAAAACCCACUUCUUUUGUUUCCCCAGUUGAACAUUUCUACUUCAAAGGAUAAAUCGUAUUACAAAGUCAUGAAAUCAACAAUUAAAGAAGAGCCACAUAAAGCAAGCAAGCCUGGAGCUAAGCAGAAGAGAAAUAGGCUGAGCCUUCUCCUGCAGAAAUCAGAAUUCCAUGAAGGUGAUCAUCUUGGUAAACCUGGAACCUUGACAAAAACAACAAGCAGUGUGUCUCCUGAAGAAGCAGUGAAAUGGGGAGAAUCUUUUGACAAACUGCUUUCUGAGAAAGCUGGAUUGGAUGCCUUUACAAAGUUUCUGAAAACUGAGUUCAGUGAGGAGAACAUUGAGUUCUGGAUGGCUUGCGAGGAUUACAAGAAAAGCAAAACUGCACAUGAACUUUUGCCAAAAGCUAAGACUAUUUAUGAAACGUUCAUACAAAAAGAUGCUCCAAAAGAGGUGAAUUUGGACUUUCAAACCAAAGAAGUCACAAGCCAGAAUAUCGAACAGCCCAUCAUCACCACUUUUGACGCAGCACAAAACACAGUCUACAGGCUGAUGGAACAAGACAGUUACCCACGCUUCCUAAGAUCUGAUCCCUAUUUAAAUUUGGUUAAGGGGAGAAAUCCCAGUCGUCCCACCCUUAGAAGAAGAUCACGAUCUUUUACUAUCAAUGAUUUCCAGGGUGUACGACCAGACUUUACCAUUUGGUAACAGGGAAACUCAUCCCUCAUCAAUUCUAUAGCAAUUGCAGCAACUCAUGUGUUUUAAAACCCAAAUCCUUAGCAGGUGUAAAUGAGUGGCAAGCAAUGUUACAUGCACUUACAUCAGGUCAGAGUUCUGUAGCCGGUGAUUAAUCUCAUUUGUGAUAGAGAAAGUGGCAACAUAUGUAAAGUUUUCAUGUUGUAUUGUUUUCAAACUCAAUUAAGAGCUUGAAGGAAAAUUUGAGCAUAACAAUGUAGUAUAAAAUGCCAUUUGAUAAUAUUCACUGUGUAUCCUGGGCCAGUAUUAUUUAGGACAGAGCUUCAUCACAGUUAGAAUUUAUCUACCCAGCCUUUGCACAUAUUUAUGUUUCUGCAGUAUGUCCUACACUAAGCACAGAGUAUUUGUGGUAUUUUUUCAUACUGCAAAACACAUAGGAACAUUACUAGGUAUAAUGUAAAGCUACAUGGAUUUUAACUACAGCCACUGCAUAAUAAAAAUUUAGCUAUUGCAUAUUUUAAGCGGAACAUAAGAAUUCCUGUUUAAUUUUUUGGGGUACAUUUGGUACUGUUUUCUUAUUACACACAUCUGUUCUCUAUAUUUAAAUUAUGCUGUAUAGAUUAGCUUUGCUGUCAAAUAUUCCAAUUUUCUGCAGCCAAAUGGGCACCCACAAAGGGCCAAGAAUGUUACUUUAACACAACGUGUGUCAUUAAAUAUGAGGUCAACUGUAUACAUAUACAUAGAAAAUAUUUCUGCUUCUUUUUGUAAAUAUUUACGUCAUCCCAACUUUGUUAUUAAACUUUGUUGUUCUUUUCCCCCUGCAUUUUAUUUUGAAAAUAAUCUGAAAACUAACAGCUCUUGGACUUGGGUAGAAUAACCUUUGUUGCCACUGCUCAUUAGUAUACUCUCUGUGGCUAUAAAGGAGGAAUGAGAAAUCUUCCCUUUUAUUUCUUUACUGUUGAAGUCACCCAUUGCGUUUUGUAAUCAGUACACACAGGUAUCCUGUCCCUUUCUUUCAGAACUGAUGCAGACAUACUUUCUUGAAGCACAAAGCAUUUCUUAAAAUCUUAAACACUGGCUCGUUUUAGCAAGUGGCUGCAGCGGUCGUUAACUAUGACUUGUAUACUCAGUCACUUUGCAUGGAAUUUAAGCUUUUCCCCAUUUCCUCCUUUUGGAACUGGCCAAAGUGAAGAGGUGCAGUUCCUGAGAUGGAACUUUAUGUCUGUUACUAAUUCAAGGUAUAUGUGAACUGCUUGAUCUGAGGGUUUUCAUGUCUGCUUCACUAACUUUCAAUAAAUCUGAAGUGAUCUACUUAAAAA